UCAUUUUAAAUGUUCUCUUCUCUCGAUCUUCCUUCUUCGACACUCUUUUUUUCUUUCUUCAGCAAAAGAAAUGAGUUUCGAUUCCUCUCGCUCCGCAAAUUCAGGCCAGAAAAUAAAGCGAAACUUCAAUUCUAUGCAGUCGAACAGCGUUAGCAAUAGCAAUACCAGUGUAAAUAACAAUAAAAAGAAGAAAAAGACAAACCAGAAAACCCUAGGCGUGGGUUGGGGUUCAAAUUCUCUCGCCUCUUCUCGCUCUUCUUUUCGCAAUUCUCCUUUUUCCAAUUUCGGCAGUUACAUGGUAGAAAAGAACCGGAAACUUCAAAGCCAGUUUGAUGCAGAAGCUUCGAGUUCUUCACAUAGUGAUUCAACGUCUGGUAGGCCUAUAUUUCAAGGGAUUUCAAUCUUUGUUGAUGGUUUCACAGUUCCUUCCAGUCAGGAAUUGCGAGGCUACAUGUUGAAGUAUGGUGGACGACAUGAGAAUUACUUCUCUAGGCGUCGUGUUACUCAUAUUAUCUGCAGCAAUCUUCCAGAUAGUAAAAUCAAGAAUCUGAGGUCUUUCAGUGGUGGGCUCCCAGUUGUGAAGCCAGGAUGGGUUUUGGAUUCUAUUGCUGCUAACAAACUUUUGAGUUGGGUUCCUUAUCAACUUGAUCAACUUGCUAAUAAUCAACCAAAGUUGUCAGACUUUUUUGCAUUGAAGCGCAGCCAUUUCUCUGAGUCAACACCUGUGUUUUACCAAGCAAAACCUGAAACUGAGGAUUCAUCUUUGAACAAUGGCCCAUCAAAGAAUGCUGAUUUAUCUGAAUUGGGUGGGUCUGUGGAGCAUGAAUGCCAGACGAGGGGAGAAAUUGAAGACCCUGUGGUAGCUUGUACAAAUGAAAAAAUAACUGAACAGCAAAGUAGUUCUACUGGAAAAUCUUGUGAAGUAGACACACCAGAACAAAGUAAUGCUGAUGUUGAAAGUAACAGCUGUAUAAAAGAUGAACUUCAGUCUCGUAGACCCUCUCAUUCAAUUAGCAGUUAUUUUGUGGAAAAUAGAGAUAUGAUAGAAUCAACAAGUUCUAAAAAGUCUCAUUCAACUCUUGGGGAUCCCAAUUUUGUUGAAAAUUAUUUCAAGAGUUCAAGGCUACACUUCAUAGGAACCUGGAGACAUCGUUAUCAUAAGCGAUUCCCCCUCUGUAGUGAGUUUAAGUGUUCAAGUUCUGGCCUGAAAGUGCUUUCAGAUGUUCAGAGGACUGCCAUAAUCCAUGUUGACAUGGAUUGCUUCUUUGUCUCAGUGAUCAUCAGGAACCAUCCUGAAUUACAUGAUAAGCCUGUAGCUGUAUGUCAUUCAGACAGUGCAAAAGGAACUGCAGAAAUUUCAUCUGCAAACUAUCCUGCUCGUGAUUAUGGAGUUAGGGCUGGAAUGUUUGUUAGAGAUGCUAAGGCUCUUUGUCCCCACAUCACCAUUUUCCCAUACAACUUUGAAGCUUAUGAAGAGGUAGCUGAUCAGUUCUAUGACAUUUUGCAUAAGUACUGCACCAGAGUUCAGGCAGUUAGCUGUGAUGAGGCAUUUCUGGAUACAACAUACUUAGAAGGGGAAGAUCCAGAAAUUUUGGCUUCAAAAAUAAGGAAAGAGAUUUUUGAAACUACGGGAUGCACAGCGAGCACUGGGAUAGCUGCCAAUAUGCUUAUGGCUCGCCUUGCCACUAGAACUGCUAAACCAAAUGGUCAAUGCUACAUCCCUCCACAAAAAGUGGAUGAGUAUCUAUAUCAUCUUCCAAUCAAGGCACUUCCCGGAAUAGGCCAUGUUUUAGAGGAGAAGUUGAGGAAGCAAAAUAUUCAGACGUGUGGCCAGUUGCGUAUGAUUUCCAAGGAUUCUCUUCAAAAGGAUUUUGGUGUGAAAACUGGUGAGAUGCUAUGGAAUUAUAGUAGAGGAAUAGAUAAUCGGCAAGUUGGGGUGAUCCAGGAAAGCAAAUCUAUAGGUGCUGAAGUGAAUUGGGGGGUGCGGUUCAGGGAUUUGAAAGAUAGCCAACAUUUUCUGUUAAACCUUUGCAAGGAGGUUUCAUUACGCUUGCAAGGGUGCGGAGUGCAAGGGCGCAAAUUUACCCUCAAGAUAAAAAAGAGAAAAAAGGACGCUGAUGAGCCUGUUAAGUAUAUGGGCUGCGGAGACUGUGAUAACUUUAGUCAUUCUAUGACGGUUCCAGUUGCUACUGAUGAUGUGGAGGUGCUUCAAAGGAUAACAAAGCAGCUCUUUGGGUCUUUCCAUUUUGAUGUUAAAGACAUCCGGGGUAUUGGCUUGCAAGUUUCCAAGCUUGAAAAUGCAGACACUAAUAAACAAGGGAUUGAAAGAAACACUUUGAAAUCAUGGCUUGCAUCUGCGUCAGCUAGUACUGAAGAAAAAUGUAAUAUCAGUAGGAUGUCUGAAGGUGGGGCUGAUGUGAUUCAGCAUUCUGUCCAAAUGGACCUUAACCUGUCCACUGGUCAAGAUUCUUUGAACCAGGUUUCAGCUGUACCACCUUUAUGCGAUCUUGAUGUGGGAGUGAUAGAGAAUCUUCCUCCAGAACUUUUUGCUGAGCUAAAUGGAAUUUACGAUGGGAAAUUAUUGGAUUUAAUUACCAAAAACAGAGAUAAAAGUGAAAAUGUCAGCAGUUAUUUCUCUAAUCCUCCACACGCGCUUGAAGGUGCUAUGAAUGAGGGAAAGGGAUCUCCAUUCUUAGAAUUGGUCAACCAAAACAAAGAACCAGUAGCAAUGAAGGCUGAGCAGUUUGCAGUUGAGGCAGCGCCAGCAGUGCCUGUUCUGGGAGCAGGAUUGUUUAAUGAGGCCAUACCUGCUUUUGUUCAUGAUAAAAUUGACUUAAUGCCUUCAUCUCUUAGUCAGAUAGAUACCUCAGUGUUACAACAGUUGCCUGAAACGCUGAGAGCUGAUGUACUUGAGCUGCUUCCUGCACACAGACGGCAGGCAUUCUCUUCUGGUGAUACCUUGAAAGGUUCAAUGGGUACCAAGAUUCCUGAGAACCUGGCUGGAUCGAUUGAUGCUGUUGCAAAUAAUAAUCUUUGGGUUGGAAAUCCUCCAUUGUGGGUUGAAAAGUUCAAGGUCAGCAAUUUCUUGACAUUAAACAUGCUGGCUGAUAUGUACUACAAAUAUGGAUCAACUGGGAAUUUAUCUCAAAUACUUCAACAUACUGUAUCUGUAACUGUACAUCCUCCAUCUGCAAGUUCUAAUGGCUGGGAUGAAGCUAUUGAUAACUUCUGUGAGAUUCUCAGGCAAUAUAUCAAACUAAAGAUAGAAGUAGACAUCGAAGAGAUCUAUGUUUGUUUUCGUCUUCUAAGAAGGAUUAUGUCAAAGUCAGAAUUUUUCUUACAAGCAUACAACACUGUCAUACCUUACCUUCAGACUUCUGUUGAUCAAAUUUAUGGAGGAAGUAUGCAUAUAACCUCAUGAGUAGUGCCUCUAACCAUGGAACUUGUAGUACAUGCAUGCCGACUUCUCCAUCAAAGGUGUGCAGUCUUCAAUUUAUAGGAGAGAUUGCAGUCUUGCCUUGAUUCUCAUCUGUACCAGUACCUUGAAAAUGCACUGGUUUCUGGUUCCAUUGUUGUCUUCAGACUACUAUUAGAUUGUGGAAGCCUGGAUAAAAACCAUUGGAAAGACUUCUUUGAUAGGGUGCUUGAACCGGUCUCCUGGAUUUGUUCCUGAUCUUAUUGGUGAUUAUCUCGUGUCUUGAAUCUUAUUUUGUCAUCAAAAUCAGACUCAUGUCUGGAAUCUUAUUUUGUCAACAAAAUCAGACUCAUGUUUGGAAUCUUAGUGAAGUGGUUCAAAGCCGUAGGCACAGAUUACAUAAGGGUGCACCAGUACUCCGUCUUAUCCUCAUCUACACUUAAACUUAUCACUUACAAAGUGCAGUCUUAUAAUUUUUAUAAAUCAGUUGGUCUUGGUGUAAUUUCCAUGUUGGUUCAGACAGGCCUGGGGGCAGUGAGCCAACGACUGUAAAAAAAGCUACUUGAAGAAGUAGACGGUGGCAUGUUGUUUAUAUGUGAACUGCUUCUAUACUGGCGGGCUCCUCGGUCAAAUGGUGCCAGAAAUGUGAACAUUCUUCUGAUAUAACAUGCUCCGCCUCAUUUGGGAUUAGACAUUUUCAUCAUUUGAGCCUGCACGAGAAUGAAGAAUGGACUCAUUCAACCCAUGUUUUAUUAUUUUGCAUGGAUACCUGUUUUCCCCACUCUUGUGAAGUGAUGAUCCUAUCACGUGGCCGCUGGAAUUUCUUGAUAGGUAAAGUUUCCUUCCCAGAAAAUUUAUAUCAUUUUGAUGGUCAAGCAUUGGAAUUUGAAUGCAUCUCAGCCUCCUUCAAGAUUAGCAUAGUCAGACCAUGGCCUUUUCGUUUUCAACUCUGUGUAUAUUUAUUUUAUUUGUCUAUGUUUCUUAGUUAAAUUUUCAACUCCAAGUUCAAACAUCUCCAACUCAGGAUUCCUCCUCUGCCAACUCGCCCAACAAAACACAAGUCAGAGAGCAAUUUUUUAAUGAAUACUUGUUUCACCAUCUUUAUUUAUGUGUUGAAGAAUUUCCUCUCAGAAUCCAAACACGCUGCCUAGAUUUCAGAACUCAGCAUUAGUUUAGAGGGAGAGAGAAAUAUGAGUUCUCAUUUUAUUGUAUCGCUAUUCAAUGCAAUUUCCAUCUACAUCUUCGUCCUUCUGCUCACUUAUUGUUCACAUGUCGAGGGCUCGAGGCCUUUGAAAGACUAUUAUCAUGAUCCAUCUUCCUUUCCUUCAUUGAAGGGUUUCACUCCUCUAAGCAAAGCUAAUUCUGGGCCGAGCCGUCGUGGUCGUGGUCACUGAAGGGAGCUGUUUAAUCCUUCCCUCCGUUACUUGAAAAGCUUUGUUUUUUCGCUUCCAUUGAUUUCUUUAUCUGUUCAUUUUGUGUGAAUGGUUCUUAAAAUAUAUACGUCAAUGAAACCAUGAAAUAUUUUCCUUUGAUUUGUGUCAAUGUUUGCCCAAAA
Molecule: messenger RNA, 4970 nt
Organism: Mangifera indica (mango)
Lineage: Eukaryota; Viridiplantae; Streptophyta; Magnoliopsida; Sapindales; Anacardiaceae
Product: DNA repair protein REV1
Exons: 25
Coding region: 71-3421 (1116 amino acids)
Biological process (GO): error-prone translesion synthesis; error-free translesion synthesis
Cellular component (GO): nucleus
Molecular function (GO): damaged DNA binding; deoxycytidyl transferase activity; DNA-directed DNA polymerase activity
Source: RefSeq, a predicted model, not a curated record